AGAUGGCGGGAGUAAAAGAAGGAGGGAGGUGCUGCGGUGGUGGGCUUCUCUAGAAUCCCCAGUCCUUCCCCUCCCUACAGUUUUGCCUCUGAGGUCACAAAACCUGUGGCCCCCAAGACACACACGCGCACACACGCGCGUGUACGCACACACCCCACACAUUUGUGUUUUAAUCUAGGGGCUCAAAAGAUGACACUCGUCAGAGCUGGAAGGCAUCGCCAAUUGGUCCACCCUUCCCUCCUCCCUUUUUGCGGAUGAGAAAACUGAGGCCCAGGUUUGGGAUUUCCAGAGCCCGGGAUUUCCCAGCGCCCCCUACCAACCACAUUCCCGCGGCUAUUCUGACCCGCCCCGGUUCCGGGACGCUCCCUCGGAGCCGCAGCCGAGGGCCGGCUGGGACUCCCGGGGGACCCCGCCGUCGGGGCAGCCCCCACGCCCGGCGCCGCCCCGCCUUGCAGCCCGCCGGAACGGCAGCCGCUGUUGCGCACUCGCAGGGGAGCCGGCGACCGAGGGCGGAGGCAGGGAGGGAGCGAGCGGGGCUGGGAGGGGUGCUGGCGCGGGCUCGCGCGCUGUGUAUGGUCUAUCGCAGGCAGCUGACCUUUGAGGAGGAAAUCGCUGCUCUCCGCUCCUUCCUGUAGUAACAGCCGCCGCUGCCGCCGCCGCAAGGAGCCCCGGCCGGGAGCGAGAGCCGCGGGGCGCAGAGCCGGCCCGGCUGCCAGACGGCGCGGCCCCACCAGGUGAACGGCCAUGGCAGGCUGGAUCCAGGCCCAGCAGCUGCAGGGAGAUGCGCUGCGCCAGAUGCAGGUGCUGUACGGCCAGCACUUCCCCAUCGAGGUCCGGCACUACUUGGCCCAGUGGAUUGAGAGCCAGCCAUGGGAUGCCAUUGACUUGGACAAUCCCCAGGACAGAGCCCAAGCCACCCAGCUCCUGGAGGGCCUGGUGCAGGAGCUGCAGAAGAAGGCGGAGCACCAGGUGGGGGAAGAUGGGUUUUUACUGAAGAUCAAGCUGGGGCACUACGCCACGCAGCUCCAGAACACGUAUGACCGCUGCCCCAUGGAGCUGGUCCGCUGCAUCCGGCACAUUCUGUACAAUGAACAGAGGCUGGUCCGAGAAGCCAACAAUUGCAGUUCUCCGGCUGGGAUCCUGGUUGACGCCAUGUCCCAGAAACACCUUCAGAUCAACCAGACAUUUGAGGAGCUGCGACUGGUCACGCAGGACACAGAGAAUGAGCUGAAGAAGCUGCAGCAGACUCAGGAGUACUUCAUCAUCCAGUACCAGGAGAGCCUGAGGAUCCAAGCUCAGUUUGCCCAGCUGGCCCAGCUGAGCCCCCAGGAGCGUCUGAGCCGGGAGACGGCCCUCCAGCAGAAGCAGGUGUCCCUGGAGGCAUGGCUACAGCGCGAGGCACAGACGCUGCAGCAGUACCGCGUGGAGCUGGCCGAGAAGCACCAGAAGACCCUGCAGCUGCUGCGGAAGCAGCAGACCAUCAUCCUAGAUGACGAGCUGAUCCAGUGGAAGCGGCGGCAGCAGCUGGCCGGGAACGGCGGGCCCCCCGAGGGCAGCCUGGACGUGCUACAGUCCUGGUGUGAGAAGUUGGCCGAGAUCAUCUGGCAGAACCGGCAGCAGAUCCGCAGGGCUGAGCACCUCUGCCAGCAGCUGCCCAUCCCUGGCCCAGUGGAGAAGAUGCUGGCUGAGGUCAACACCACCAUCACGGACAUCAUCUCAGCCCUGGUGACCAGCACAUUCAUCAUUGAGAAGCAGCCUCCUCAGGUCCUGAAGACCCAGACCAAGUUUGCAGCCACCGUGCGCCUGCUGGUGGGUGGGAAGCUGAACGUGCACAUGAACCCGCCCCAGGUGAAGGCCACCAUCAUCAGUGAGCAGCAGGCCAAGUCUCUGCUCAAGAACGAGAACACGCGCAACGAGUGCAGUGGUGAGAUCCUGAACAACUGCUGCGUGAUGGAGUACCACCAAGCCACGGGCACCCUCAGCGCCCACUUCAGGAACAUGUCACUGAAGAGGAUCAAGCGUGCUGACCGGCGGGGUGCAGAGUCUGUGACAGAGGAGAAGUUCACAGUCCUGUUUGAGUCUCAGUUCAGUGUUGGCAGCAAUGAGCUUGUGUUCCAGGUGAAGACUCUCUCCCUACCUGUGGUCGUCAUCGUCCAUGGCAGCCAGGACCACAAUGCCACGGCCACCGUGCUGUGGGACAACGCCUUUGCUGAGCCGGGCAGGGUGCCAUUUGCCGUGCCUGACAAAGUGCUGUGGCCACAGCUGUGUGAGGCGCUCAACAUGAAAUUCAAGGCCGAAGUACAGAGCAACCGGGGCCUGACCAAGGAGAACCUUGUGUUCCUGGCGCAGAAACUGUUCAACAACAGCAGCAGCCACCUGGAGGACUACAGCGGCCUGUCCGUGUCCUGGUCCCAGUUCAACAGGGAGAACUUGCCGGGCUGGAACUACACCUUCUGGCAGUGGUUUGACGGGGUGAUGGAGGUGUUGAAGAAGCACCACAAGCCCCACUGGAAUGAUGGGGCCAUCCUAGGUUUUGUGAAUAAGCAACAGGCCCACGACCUGCUCAUCAACAAGCCCGAUGGGACCUUCUUGUUGCGCUUUAGUGACUCAGAAAUUGGGGGUAUCACCAUUGCCUGGAAGUUUGACUCCCCGGAACGCAACCUGUGGAACCUGAAACCAUUCACCACACGGGAUUUCUCCAUCAGGUCCCUGGCUGACCGGCUGGGGGACCUGAGCUAUCUCAUCUAUGUGUUUCCUGACCGCCCCAAGGAUGAGGUCUUCUCCAAGUACUACACUCCAGUGCUGGCUAAAGCCGUUGAUGGAUACGUGAAGCCACAGAUCAAGCAAGUGGUCCCUGAGUUUGUGAACGCGUCUGCAGAUGCCGGGAGCGGCAGCGCCACGUACAUGGACCAGGCCCCCUCCCCAGCUGUGUGCCCCCAGGCUCACUAUAACAUGUACCCACAGAACCCUGACCCUGUCCUUGACCAGGAUGGAGAAUUCGACCUGGAUGAGACCAUGGAUGUGGCCAGGCACGUGGAGGAACUCUUACGCCGACCGAUGGACAGUCUUGACUCCCGCCUCUCGCCCCCUGCCGGUCUUUUCACCUCUGCCAGAGGCUCCCUCUCAUGAAUGUUUGAAUCCCACGCUUCUCUUUGGAAACAAUAUUCAAUGUGAAGCGUUUGUGUUGUGAGCUUAGUAUGGCUGUGUACACCGACACCUUUGCAGGCAUGCAUGUGCGUGUGUGUGUCCUUGUGCAUGAGCUACGCCUGCCUCCUCUGUGCAGUCCUGGGAUGUGGCUGCAGCAGUGGUGGCCUCUUUUCAGAUCAUGGCAUCCAAGAGCGCGCCGAGUCCGUCUCUGUCGUGGUAGACACUGAGCCUCUGUCACUGCAGGCACUCAGUGCAGUCAAACCUAUUCCUUCUGUGCCCUUCAUCUGCUCAGCAGCUAUUUGAAUGAGAUGAUUCAGAAGGGGAGGGGAGAUGGGUAACGUUUCUAAGCUGAAGUUUCACUCCGGAGUGAGAAGCUUUGCCCUCCUAACACAGAGUGUGUGUGCGUGUGUGUGUGUGUGUGCGUGUGCGUGUGUCUAUGUAAAUGCAUCUGUCCUCAUGUGUUGAUGUAACCGAUUCAUCUCAGGAGGGAGGCUGGGGUUCAUUUUUGAGUAGUAUUUUAUACUUUAGUAAAUGUGGACUCCAGACUCUCUGUGAACCCUCGGAGAGCGCGUCUGGGCCUGGCCAUGUCCUUAGCACAGCAGGGCCGCUGGUUUGAGUGAGGGUUUCUGAGUGCUCUGAAUUCGUCCUUGCUUGGCUGCUUGGCCUUGGGCUUGAAAAUUCAAGUCUAUGAUGCUGUUGCCCACGUUCCGCGGGAUAUAUAUUCUCUCCCUUCCUUGAGGCCCCAGCCUUCUUACCUUGCCUCUCUGUUCAUAACCUUGUCUAUGAAGAGGAAGAAAAGAUUGGGUCUAGGAUAUGGUGGGUGGACAGGGGCCCCGGGACUUGGAGGGUUGGUCCUCUUGCCUCCUGGAAAAAAAAAAAACUGCAGUGAAAGACAAGCUGCAAAUAGCCAUGUGCUGCGUGUCUGUGGAAUCUGGAGUGAGGGGUGAAAGCUGAUUUGGUUUGACUCCGCUGGGAGGUGGGGCCAGGAGCAGGCCUUGCGAUGUGGCUGUGAUCUGGGAAGGCCUUGCUCCCAACCACACACGCGCCUCCCCCUGAGGCUGUAGGACUCGCAGUCAGGGGCAGCUGACCAUGGAAGAUUGGGAGCCCAAGGUUUAAACUUCUCUAAAGGGAGGUGGGGAUGAGAAGAGGGAUUCUUUUGUACUUUGUACAAAGACUACACAUUUGUGUAAACAGUGUUUUGGAAUAAAAUAUUUUUUUCAUAAA
This is a messenger RNA of Cercocebus atys (sooty mangabey), 4371 nucleotides long. RefSeq names its product signal transducer and activator of transcription 5A (gene STAT5A). Lineage: Eukaryota; Metazoa; Chordata; Mammalia; Primates; Cercopithecidae. The transcript has 19 exons. The coding region runs from base 745 to 3129 and encodes 794 amino acids. Gene Ontology annotation, molecular function: DNA-binding transcription factor activity, RNA polymerase II-specific; RNA polymerase II cis-regulatory region sequence-specific DNA binding. Gene Ontology annotation, biological process: cell surface receptor signaling pathway via JAK-STAT; defense response; growth hormone receptor signaling pathway via JAK-STAT. The record is from RefSeq and is a predicted model, not a curated record.